Molecule: messenger RNA, 801 nt
Organism: Erigeron canadensis
Lineage: Eukaryota; Viridiplantae; Streptophyta; Magnoliopsida; Asterales; Asteraceae
Exons: 3
Coding region: 323-511 (62 amino acids)
Source: RefSeq, a predicted model, not a curated record
AAUUGUAAUCCUGGCAUAUAUCACUUGAUCAGCAUCCCUAAACCCCCAAUUGAUUAUCAUCCAAACACCAAUAUUGGUAAUGAUAACCAAACCCAAGUUGAAAACAAAAUCACUGUUGGAAAUUGGAACCAUACCUUUUCCCAUUCUGAAUUGCUAAUAGUUAUUCCAGGUUUACAAACUAAAACCACCUCAUUGAGCAAACAGUUUUUGUGUCAUCACUGUUUACGGUCAAAAACUACAUGUGUGUAACUAGCAACACAUUCCAUUGGUCUUAUCGUUAAGAAUCAUUCAAAUGCUCUGAAGUAGAGUAAGGAGGAUAGACAUGCAUUUACAAAUGGGAACCACUAGAGGAGUGAUUAGCGAUAAAUGGUCUAUGAGGGUUCUCUGGCUUACAGCCAUCGGAAGUGCUGUUGGCCUAUAUAUGGUUGCUGUAGAAAGACAGACACAAAACCGGGAAAAAAUGAUGGCUGAAGCCCUCAGGGCAGCAGAAGCAGAUGCCAACAAUGCCUGAUUUCACAUCCUUUUUCUUAAACUUCAUCAACUACUUCAAUGGCAGCACCAAAGUCGUCUGUUUAGAACCAGGCAACUAAAAGCAUGAAUGUGCCGGGAUAUUUGUCCGCCUGAUUUAAUAAAUGAGCACCUAAGUCUAUAAAAUAUACAAUCUUUAUGAGGAUGGUGUUUUUUGCUGUAGCCCUAUUGUGUUUAAUAUUGGUUGCUUUGGAUUUAAUCAACUAGGAUAUAUGCUUAUAUGUGUGUUGUACAUACAUUGACGUACUAUUAUUGCUAUUAGUUUGUUUCAAA